This is a messenger RNA of Hipposideros armiger (great roundleaf bat), 2799 nucleotides long. It is a transcript of the gene DCLK3, whose product is annotated as doublecortin like kinase 3. Gene Ontology annotation, molecular function: ATP binding; protein kinase activity. Lineage: Eukaryota; Metazoa; Chordata; Mammalia; Chiroptera; Hipposideridae. The transcript has 3 exons. Gene Ontology annotation, biological process: protein phosphorylation. The record is from RefSeq and is a predicted model, not a curated record.
UCGAGGCCUAUGUGACCAUUCUCUAAAAUAUUUAAGCUCGAGAAUCACAGAGCGGAAGCUGCAGGGCACAUGGCUGCCUGCUGGCCGAGGGAAUCUGGAGAAGCCACCCACCUCCGUGGUACCUGUGUUCAGCCCGCAGAAUGGCCUUCACUCCGCCCAUGCUGAGAACAGCCCGCUGAAGCCCAGGGUGGUGACGGUGGUGAAGCCGGGCGGGCACCCGCUGCGGAAGAUCACCCUGCUCCUUAAUAGGCGGUCGGUGCAGACCUUCGAACAGCUCUUGGCGGAUGUCUCAGAGGCCUUGGGCUUUCCAAGGUGGAAAAAUGAUCGUGUGAGGAAACUGUUUAACCUCAAGGGCAGGGAAAUAAGGAGUGUCUCUGACUUCUUCAGGGAAGGGGACGCGUUCAUAGCCAUGGGCAAAGAACCAUUGACGUUGAAGAACAUUCAGGUGGCCAUAGAAGAACUGUACCCCAAUAAAACCCGGGCCCUGACAUUGACCCAGCACAGCUGGGUCCUUUCUCCAAGGCUGAGAAGCAGGCUUUAUAGCAAGCCUCUGAAAGGGGGUCACCUUGGUGGGGAGACCGAGACCGCCAAGAGCUGCAGUGAGGCUGUGGAGUCCAAGGCAGCCAUCAGACACCAGGGGAAGAUCCCCGUGGAGCCGGUGCUGGAGGACAGGGCAAGGGCCCAGAAGAAGUGGGAGAGGGGGAGAUGGGAACCUGAACCGGCUAACAAGCCCCCCAGGGAAGCCACUUUAGAGAGGCCUGCGAGUGGAGAGAAGCACCUGGGGGUAGAGAUCGAGAAGACCUCAGGUGAAAUUAUCAGGUGCGAGAAGUGCAAGAGGGAGAGAGAGCUGCAGCAGAGCCUGCAGAGGGAGAGGCUGUCCCUGGGGACCAGCGAGCUGGACAUGGGCAAGCGCCAACGGCAUGACGUGGACAAGCUGGUGAGGACCAGGAGCUGCAGGAGGUCCCCCGAGGCCAACCCUCAGGGUGGGGAGGAAGGGCGGGAGGGCGACAGGAGCAGCCCCAGGAACCCCACUCAGGAGCUGAGGAGACCUGGCAAGAACACGGACAAGAAAGAGAACAGAGACCCUGGAGGUCAGGAAGGUAAUCUGCAAGGAGCAGCCAAGACUAAGAAGGAUCUCAUGGAAGCUCAGCCUGUCAGAGAGGAGGGGCUGAGGGAUGGGAAGAAAGACACCAGGAACAAGCAUGGCGGCUGGUUCCUCAGGGAGCACCAGGCCCACUCCGAGAAGCUCCCCAGGACCCGAGGGGAAGAGCAGGAGGCAGAGAAGGAGAAAAAGCCAUGUGCGUCAGGAGGGGGAAAGAUACUUCCCAGAGAUGACCAACCCACAAGGGUAGAAAAGGAGCCCAAGACGAGGCCGGAAGAAAGCAAACCAGAGAGGCCUGGUGGCCGGAAGCGGCGGCCGGCAGGCAUCAUCUCGGCCAACGUGGAGAAGCACUAUGAGACCGGCCGGGUCAUUGGGGAUGGGAACUUCGCCAUCGUGAAGGAGUGCCAGCACCGAGAGACCAAGCAGGCCUACGCCAUGAAGAUCAUUGACAAGUCCAAACUCAAGGGGAAGGAGGACAUGGUUGACAGUGAGAUCUUCAUUAUCCAGAGCCUCUCACAUCCCAACAUAGUCAAAUUGCAUGAAGUGUAUGAGACAGAAAUGGAAAUCUACCUGAUCAUGGAGUACGUGCAGGGCGGGGACCUUUUUGAUGCCAUCAUAGAAAGUGUGAAGUUCCCAGAACAUGUCGCUGCCCUCAUGUUCAUGGACUUGUGUAAGGCACUUGUCCACAUGCACGACAAGAGCAUUGUCCACCGGGAUCUGAAGCCAGAGAACCUACUGUCUGAGGACCACACGUUGAGCGACACGGGUGUGGACCCCGUGUUUGUCGGAGCUGGCAGCCAUGUCGUUGGCGCUUGCUUACCGAGAGCUGAGGUCCUCUGUCACCGAGGGCCACGAUUUUCCACUCUUGUUCUCAUCGCCUUUGAUCCCACCUGGUCUCAGUUUUGCUUGUGUCUCUGCCCCUGUUGCACAGGUUACGGGCUGGAGGUGGACAUGUGGGCUGCGGGGGUGAUCCUCUAUAUUCUGCUGUGUGGCUUCCCCCCAUUCCGGAGCCCGGAGAGGGACCAGGAGGAGCUCUUUAACAUCAUUCAGCUGGGCCACUUCGAGUUCCUGGCCCCGUACUGGGACAAUAUCUCUGACGCUGCCAAAGAUCUGGUCAGCCGGUUGCUGGUGGUAGACCCCAAACAACGCUACACGGCCCACCAGGUCCUUCAGCACCCCUGGAUUGAAACUGCUGGAAAGACCAGCACCGUGAACCUGCAAAAAGAGGUGUCCCCCAGCAGCGAGGGGCACUCCCGGAGCCAGCACAAGCGGUCUGCAGAGCAGGCAUCAUAGUCACCGCCUCGGGCACCUGUCCAGCCCCGGGUGCUGCUCAAGGAAGGAGAAAAGGAUAGAAGCCUCUGAGAGAAGCAAGGAAAGGGGCUUCUUCGCGACAUUGGAGACUCAGGGGAAGGAGAGAUGCUCAGUAUAUUUUAAAGCAUAUUUAAAAAAAAAAAUCAACUGCAGUCUUAGCAUUCAGUGUUGUAACAUAUUUUUAGAUUUGUAUAUUUGAAGUCUUUAAUACACUUGGAGGGGGGAAGCCUUGUUAUCCAUGAGGGAUUUUUGGUAAUAAUGAUGUGUUUUGCUUCCCCUUUGUCAUCAAGUUCAUGGUAUACUACAUGAGUGGUACUUAUUAGGGUCUCAGCCCCCCUUGUGAGAUUAGUAAGGUGAAUCAUAGUCUUUCUGUGUUAAUAAAAUAU